Molecule: messenger RNA, 477 nt
Organism: Penicillium argentinense
Lineage: Eukaryota; Fungi; Ascomycota; Eurotiomycetes; Eurotiales; Aspergillaceae
Product: Ctf8 family protein
Exons: 1
Coding region: 1-477 (158 amino acids)
Biological process (GO): mitotic sister chromatid cohesion
Cellular component (GO): Ctf18 RFC-like complex
Source: RefSeq, a predicted model, not a curated record
AUGCCGUCAAUAAAUUUGCACCCGACUUCUUCGGACGCAACUAGGACAACGUCCUCCACGGUCCCCGUCGCUGCCAGCAACCCGCUGCCUCAACUCCUCCAAACCCCUUCGGGCCUGGCGAUUGUCGAGCUCCAGGGUACGAUCAACCUGCCUUCGAUCGAGGCCGAAGAAGAAUACUACGAGAAAUAUGGAUCGCCCUCGAGUAAACAUGGUGCUUCCUUCGAAACGCCGGUCGGAAAGCUCAUGUUCCCGGACUACUCGCCGCUGAACCCGGACGACACCAAAUGGAUGAAACGGGCGUACCUCUAUGUUGGUCGGUACCAGCGGAUGACGGGCGAGGUGAAAAAGCUCCCGCGCCCCAUUGCCGUCUUACAGAAGCGGGCUUCUGCUGCUCACAGUGAAGAGCUGGAGGUGGUGGAAAUUGUGCGCUACAAAGUGUUCUUCAAGAACCGACCAGAGCCUGUGAACGACAUCUGA